AUGCAACAGUUUAAAGAAAUAAAUUAAAAUUUAAUUGAUAACGCUGGGCCGUCAGCCCGUUCGAUUUUUCGAUUUUUUUUUUCGAACGGCCCAGCGUUAUCAAUUCACUCCGUAAAGACUGGGUUCUAAUUUAAUUUCCCGCCAUUUUGGCCGCCAUGUUGUUGUGCUAUAGUAUGCUAGUAUUUGCUAUAAAUUAAAUAGUAAAUUUAUCGUCAAUUCGCUCAACACUGCUGCAGCAGCAGUGCUGCUUGUUUGUUUUUAAUAAAUACUUGUACAGUAUUUAUGGCUGGAAAUAUCGACUGGAAGGGUAAUGCUGAGCUUCAGCACGACUUGAAGAGUUAUGUUCGUCAAAAUUUACGACGAUCUGAAGUACUUGAUUUUGUACGACGUGAUUAUUCGCAGUAUUCAUGGAGUCUUGCUACUCUUGAUAGACGUCUUCGUUACUUUGAUAUUCACUAUAUUGAUUAUGAUACUCCACUUGCUGUGGUAGCAGAUGCUGUACAAAAAAAAUUGGAUGGGCCUGGACGACUUUUGGGCUAUAGAGCCAUGAACCAAAAACUGCGAACAGAACACAAAGUACAAGUGCCAAGACAUCUAGUCCAUAAUAUGAUGGCAAACUUAGACCCAGCAGGUCUAGAGGCAAGAAACCUUCAAAAGAAAAGGAAAAAGCCAAAAGGACACUUUACUUCGGCAGGUCCAUUGUGGGUAGUGUCGUUAGAUGGACAUGACAAGCUAUGCGGUUACCAAAACUGGACAUUUCCUCUUGGCAUAUAUGGAUGUAUUGAUACUUUUUCUCGAAAGAUUUUGUUUUUAUUUGUGUGCACUUCGAACUCAAAUCCUUUUGUAGUGGGUAAGAUGUACCUUCGACAUCUGUUCGAAACAAAGGCCCUUCCUAGGUAUCUGAGAAUUGACAGAGGAACUGAAACUGGUAAGAUGGCUACUAUUCACACAUAUCUCAUAAACAAAUCUGGAAUUAUGAAUGACCCUACAGAUUCUGUGAUAUAUGGUCCAUCAACAAGCAAUAAGAUAGAGCGGUGGUGGCGGGAUUUGCAUGAAAGGUUAGAGAAGUUCUUUAAACAACAGUUAACAGUCCUACUACAAAGACGACAAUACAAUCCAUUCUUCUCACAUGAUCGCCAAUUGCUUGCCUAUGUUUAUGUGCCUAUUGUUCAAAGGGAAUGUACUAAUUUUGUUAAUUACUGGAAUUCACAUAGAAUACGUGCCCAAGAUAAGUUGGAAAUUCCUACUGGCAUACCUAACCACAUGUUUGCUUUCCCUGAGAAUUAUGGAGCCACUAAUGAAAGCAUUGAUUUGUCAGAUGACGACAUUCAGGAUGUUGCUGAAGGUUCUGGUGUGAUGGAUGAAGAACACAUAGUUAAUUUCAUUGAUCCAGAUACAAAGCAACAAUGUGUGGGACUGAUCCCAAAUCCUGAGAAAAUUGAAGCUAAGAAUGCAAUUGAAGCUUAUCGAUUUCUUAAGCAAAACAUUCCUGAUCCUCCAGGAACAUGA
This is a messenger RNA of Paramuricea clavata, 1509 nucleotides long. Lineage: Eukaryota; Metazoa; Cnidaria; Anthozoa; Malacalcyonacea; Plexauridae. The record is from the annotation of a GenBank genome assembly.